AUGCUGCUCGCGAACAUCGAGCUGUCCCCCAUCGACAAACAUCGCUUCAUGAAUGCCGUCUACGCCGUCGGGGAUUCGAUCGACUCGUUCUGGUCACUGCUGCACAAGAUUUACGUGUGGCGCCGCCUCCACGCCAUGGGUAUCGACCGCUCCGGGCCGCGCGGCGAGACACGCAGCUGCCAUCAGGAUGAUGGUGGACGAGGUGGCGAGCGUGUCAUCAGCGCGGUCGAGCUGGACGACCAGAACGAGGAGGAGGAAGGGGAGUCGGAACAUCCUCAUGACCGGGCUCGUGUGAUCGCCACGGUGCUGACCGGUUUUGAGGGGAUUAGCGGUGCUUACAUCGAGACUGAGCUUCGCUAUACCGUGGUGAUGAACCGGCUUGGAAACAUUGGUCAGGCCGGUCAAGAGACGAACGAGUUUCUCCGUACGUUGCUGGCCAUCUUCAUCUACGUCUUUGGUGUCGCCGCAGCGCUCAACGAAUCCAUCGGCGGCGCCAACACGUCCAAUCCGGGAGGGCGCAUCUGCUCGGCCGUGUUCCUCAUGUGGUUCGUCCCCUCUAAUGCUAAAGCGGGGCUGGAGGAGGAGGAAGCGGACUACCAGACCACCUGCGAGGGAGGAACCGAUAUGACGUUCGUGUCAAUCCGGAUAGGGACCACUCGCCUGCCGCCGUCCCGUCUCAUGACUGUCCUUCAAGCCCUCCCCUCCAUCGAACAACCACACCUACCGACAGUCACCUUCCAGCUCUUACAGCGCUGCGCGAGGCACGGCGUACCGGACGCAGCGGAGCCAUGCGACGACUCCUUGCCUCGGCAUGGCAAUCCAUUUUUCCACCAGGCAACAUGGAUCCAGCGGCGCCGAUGCUACGUCCUCCUCCUAAAAGACGGCAUCGUGGGGCUAGGUAGGCUCGCGGCCGUGUUCCUGUCGACGUCGGGCGUCUUUAACGACUGUUUCUGCUGGUCCGCAUACAUGUGGCAUCGCUGGCUUCCCGGGAACUGGGGCCGCGAGGCGUUUUAUGACGAGGAUGAGUUUGCGGCUGAGAGGACGGUGCACCGCCGGCGCCGCGGUACUUUUGCGAGCCCCAUGAGCCAGCGAGGGGACAGCACAGCGGGGCGGCAGGCGGGAGGGACUGCGCCGUCUCCUGGCAGGCCACGAAACGGCAGUGUUCUCGCGCGGAAUCCACAGGAGGACUCCAACAAUACGGUUAGAAGAUGGAGAUAA
This is a messenger RNA of Parathielavia appendiculata, 1218 nucleotides long. RefSeq lists its product as uncharacterized. Bases 1 to 1218 code for a protein of 405 amino acids. The record is from RefSeq and is a predicted model, not a curated record. The transcript has 6 exons. NCBI's taxonomy places the organism in Eukaryota, Fungi, Ascomycota, Sordariomycetes, Sordariales, Chaetomiaceae.